Messenger RNA from Loa loa (African eye worm), 222 nucleotides. RefSeq lists its product as hypothetical. Lineage: Eukaryota; Metazoa; Nematoda; Chromadorea; Rhabditida; Onchocercidae. The record is from RefSeq and is a predicted model, not a curated record. Gene Ontology annotation, molecular function: metalloendopeptidase activity. The transcript is spliced from 2 exons. Gene Ontology annotation, biological process: proteolysis. Bases 1 to 222 code for a protein of 73 amino acids.
AUGGGUAAAACACGAAGAAAUAAACGGAAAGUGAUUGUUGGUGAUACAUUUCGAUGGCCGCAACAAACAGUACCAUAUUUUCUCAAAGAAACUGAUCGUGAAUGGCGACGUACGAUACUUGAUGGAAUGAGGAAAUGGGAACGUGAAACAUGUAUACAUUUUAAAGAACGUACCAAUGAAAAGGAUUAUGUGUAUAUAUUUCGAGGAGCUGGGUAUAUUUGA